CUACCUAGUAUUGUAUUGGGAUUGCUAUCCUCACCCACCUAUAUAUAUAUACUCCUGUUAUUGAAAGGAAAAACGAAACACGUGGCAUAAUAUUAUUAUAUCAUUGGCUGCCACAAUAUUACGCUACUAGAGCUGGAUUAACAAAAAACAAAUCUCGUCCAAAAUAUAUAAUUAACUACUAGUGUUGGUAGAACUUUAUAUAGGACUUGCAUCUAUAUACACACACACGCACUUACAACCUCAACAAAAGAUCCUUCUAACUUCCCCCAUUUAAAUCCUACAUUUUGAUCUUAAUUCCUUUCAUUAUCCAUAAAAUUUAUGUUUUUAUGUAGUAGUCGUGUGUAUACAUAAUGAUGAUUAUUACGGCAGCUUUUUAAAUAAUAUGUGAUCCAACAUAUGCUUUUGUCGUGUUGUUAUGGGGUUCUUCGAUUCUUUGUUUGGGAGAGCUGCCAGCAAGUUCAUCAAACGGAAAGACAGCGAUGCAGGCGAAGCAGGUCGAGCAAUGGAAGAUCUCAGAAGUUCUCUCUACAAUGAGCUACGAACCUCCGAAGGUGCGAAGCGCCAACAGCAGCGGUUUUGUGGGCCAGUGGUGGCAUUGACCUUUAAUUUUAUGGUUGCUGUAGGCAUCAUUCUGGCAAACAAAUUAGUGAUGGGGAGAGUAGGAUUUAACUUCCCAAUUUUUCUUACAUUAAUCCAUUACGCUACAGCAUGGCUUCUUCUUGCCAUUUUUAAGGCAUUCUCACUGCUUCCAGUCUCCCCACCAUCUAAAACUACUCCCUUUUCUUCUCUCUUCUCGUUGGGUGCUGUCAUGGCUUUUGCCUCUGGCCUUGCCAAUACCAGCCUAAAACAUAACAGUGUCGGUUUCUACCAAAUGGCUAAAAUUGCUGUUACUCCUACCAUUGUUCUUGCAGAAUUCAUUCUUUUCAGGAAAACCAUCUCUUUCAAUAAGGUUUUGGCCCUGGCUGUUGUCUCUGCAGGUGUGGCAGUAGCAACUGUGACGGAUUUGGAGUUCAACUUAUUUGGUUCUUUAAUUGCAAUUGCAUGGAUUAUCCCAAGCGGCAUAAACAAAAUCCUGUGGUCUAAUUUACAGCAGCAAGGCAAUUGGACUGCUCUUGCGUUGAUGUGGAAGACUACCCCGAUUACAGUUUUCUUCUUACUAGCUCUGAUGCCGUGGCUGGAUCCACCAGGUGUACUAUCAUUCAAGUGGGAUCCAAGCAGCACUGCCACCAUUCUUAUAUCUGCUGCCCUUGGUUUUCUCCUACAAUGGUCUGGAGCUUUAGCACUUGGCGCAACAUCAGCUACUUCUCAUGUCAUUCUAGGCCAAUUUAAGACUUGCGUGAUACUACUUGGAGGGUAUCUUAUUUUUGAUUCAGAUCCAGGGUUUGUAAGCAUAUGUGGAGCUUUUGCGGCUCUAUGUGGAAUGUCAGUUUAUACAUCAUACAACUUGCAAGAAUCUCGUGAAAGUUUGACCAAGCAGCUUCCAAAGCACAACUUACCACCUCCUUCAAGACCAAAUCCAAACACUGAGGAGACCUCAGAGUUGGAUGAAAAAGAUACCCCAAAUGUGGUCUGAGAUGUGAACUACGCAAAGCUUUCUUUGAAAGGGAUGUCAAAGUUCUGAACA
Molecule: messenger RNA, 1624 nt
Organism: Carya illinoinensis
Lineage: Eukaryota; Viridiplantae; Streptophyta; Magnoliopsida; Fagales; Juglandaceae
Exons: 7
Coding region: 416-1573 (385 amino acids)
Cellular component (GO): Golgi apparatus
Molecular function (GO): UDP-xylose transmembrane transporter activity; antiporter activity
Source: RefSeq, a predicted model, not a curated record